Saccostrea echinata is the source of this 2770-nucleotide messenger RNA. RefSeq lists its product as uncharacterized. Gene Ontology annotation, biological process: DNA integration; DNA recombination. The transcript is spliced from 3 exons. Bases 160 to 1488 code for a protein of 442 amino acids. Gene Ontology annotation, molecular function: DNA binding. The record is from RefSeq and is a predicted model, not a curated record. Lineage: Eukaryota; Metazoa; Mollusca; Bivalvia; Ostreida; Ostreidae.
ACAAUAAGACACAACUUGGUACAAGUUAUCUAGUUCAUGGGAAAGUAGGCUUCAGGAUGAGUUAACUAGUAUAGCAACUUCCUCUUCCUCUUCAACAUCCAGUGAGUUUGGUCAUUAGUAAAAGUUACAAACAAAAAAUCCAGUCCAAUCCUUAGCACUAUGCCACCAAAAAGGAAGAGAGAUAUCAGAGGGGAGAUGGUGUCGCCAUCCAGGGGCAGAGGGCACAAAAAGCCUCGCCAUUCUCCCAGGCAGCAAAGGUCUGGAGCGCAAAGGAACGAUCACCCCCCCCCCCCACCAUGCCGAACCAGAGACUGCAGGGAAGUUAUAGCUCCAGGUAGAGCUUUCUGUCGACGUUUGAUUGAUGCAACAAUUGGCCUUAACAAACCACAUCACCAUACCCGGGUAACUUUAGAAAUGAAAGCAGACCUCAAAGUCUGGCUUGACUUCCUCCAAUCAUUUAAUGGCAUUUCAGUCAUUACCGAAGAAUAUGGCGGUGGUACAUGUCAUCAACUCGACAACAUCAAAGUCACAAAGGGUCAUGAAAAUUUGGGGCAAAUUCCGACGGCUAGCACCGGCAGCAGAUCCAUGGCCAACACCACUUCCCAAGAAUAUGUGGGAAAUUUAACAAGGGAGGCAAACAGACUUAUACAGGGUUCACUAUCAGCAAACACAUACAAAGCUUACCAGGGGGCUCUCACUAACUUCAAAAAAUUCCUGAAUAAUUGUGGGACCACAUUGUAUUUCCCCAUUCCUGUUGAUCUUUUGCUUAAUUUCAUUGCCCACCUCUCUAUUUCAGGUACAGCUUAUAGAACAGCUGCACUGUACAUUAGCGCAUUAUCAUAUAUACACAAAUUAAGAGGCAUACAAGAUAACACUCAAUCAUUCAUUGUCAAAAAAGCCUUGCAGGGUCUCCACAAAAAAAGAGGUUUCACUUUAGAUUCUCGAAUCCCAUUAACUAUAUCCACCUUGGAGCGUGUAGUAUCAGCAUUGCCAUCAGUAUGUAGAUCAUCUUACGAGGCAGUGUUAUUUUCCACAGUUUUCUCAAUUGCAUAUCACGGCUUGCUUAGAGUAAGUGAAGUUUUGAAUAUCCAUAGGGCACACAUCACGUUUACUAGAAGCAAGGUCAGCAUCUUAAUUCCCAGGUCCAAAACUGACCAAAUGGGAAAUACGACAACAUUGCAUAUUUCCAAACAGAUAAAUUCGGAUAUUUGCCCAGUACAGUGGGUACUCAAGUUUUUACGGCUGCGCCCUAAUGAUGGUUCCCUUUUAUGCUUUAUUCAUGUCGACAAUAAGGGUGUAACAAGAUACCAAUUCAACUACGUGCUUCAAAAAGCUCUUCAAUUCAUGAACAUUCAAGGACACUUUAGACCACAUAGCUUUAGAAUAGGCAGGGCUACAGAUCUUGCUAAACAGGGGUUUCCAGAUUCAGAAAUAAAAUCUUUGGGCCGGUGGGAGUCAAAAGCUUUCAGAAACUACAUAAGAUUAUAACAUGUUAGCAUUGUUAAAUGGAAUAUAGGCUAAUUUUGCCAAAGUAUUCCAGGUUUCAAGACGAUUUGGAUAGUGGGAUCUUCAAUACCUUAUUGGGCUGGUGAGGAGGCAGGGAGGAGACCGGGUGGAAAGAACCUUAAUCUUGGGACGGACAUCACUUGGAAGGGAAUUAGAGGGCUGAAAUGGGAAGAUAUUGACAAAGUGUUAACAGAUGAACUCAAACAUCAACCACACCCAGAUGUACUAGUCAUUCACGCAGGGUCAAAUGAUUUAACAACGUCUGGCAAUACUGCACUUAGAUUUUCACAUGAAAUUCAAUGUAGUUUGUAUCGUUAUAAUGUAUUGCUUCCUAAGACUUUGCACAUUUGGUCAACAAUGCCUCCCCGUCUUUAUUGGCAUGGCGCACCUCUUGGCAAGGGUGGGGCUAAGAUUGAUUUAAAACGGCGUAAGGUGAAUAAGGCCAUUAGAAAAUUCAUUACAUCCGAAGUUAAUGGGGCUUGCAUUUUUCAUGACAAAAAUAUCAAUGUUCAUCAAAGCAGUUUAUUUAGAUAUGAUGGAACUCAUUUAUCUGAAAGGGGGAAUAAGGCUUAUUUAAAUAAUAUCCAGGGUGGUUUGGAAUUCAUUUUAGGGGGAAAGGGCAAAAUUUUCCCUCCUCAGUAAUAUCCUUUGUUUGUUUAGUCAGAUUUCAGUUGCGAUGACGCGAUGACCUGUAAUUUCCUAGUUUAGGAUUGCUACAUAUAUAAAUAUUAAUUUUGGUGCAAAUUGUUGUGGGGAACAUCAUAUCGAUGUUAGUGGCGGGGUCAAGGGAGACAUCAUCCUUGUGCAUGCUUAACCUGUUUGUCUCUGCCCAUCUGCAUCAAAGCAUGAGGGGGGUCUCAUGGCUGUGUUUUAACAUGGAAGUUAAAUGCCAUUGAGGAAAUGUGUAGAAUAAAUGUAAAUUGCUUGGGAUCUGCAGCAUUUCAGUGCUCAGACCCCCUCUACCUAUAUAAAAGUAGGAGAGGCUACAGGCUGGUUGGUGUUAAAAUUCUAUACCAGGUAGCAAGCCAGAGGCAGGGUGUAAAAGCUGUGCAGCUUGUGUGCCUAGCCAUCAUGCGUGUGUCAGGCAUGGGGUUCCAUGGCACUCGCAUCUAAGCGAGGCCACUAGUUUGCCCGUUUGUUUAUGAUAUCUUAGUUGUCUCCCUUGACUCCUACAAAAUUUGCGGCCAUUUCCAUCCAACAUUGUGUGUGUUGUAUUAUUAUGAACUUGUUUCUCAAUAAAUUAGUAAAGUUAUAAUUGGUGUUU